Messenger RNA from Adineta steineri, 753 nucleotides. Lineage: Eukaryota; Metazoa; Rotifera; Eurotatoria; Adinetida; Adinetidae. The record is from the annotation of a GenBank genome assembly.
AUGCACUCGUCAAGUUCACGAUUUCAACCAAUUAAUAAUAAUUCUCAACCGAGAUCAUUUAUUCGUAUGUCAGACCGUAUAGAACCACGUUCUGAUAAUACUACAUUGGUUCGUUCAAAUAAUAAUGAAAUUCGUCGUCCUAUGGUUUUUAUAAUUUAUUAUUCUAUGUAUGGUCAUGUAGCUCAAUUAGCAACAAACAUUCGAGCUGGUCUUGAACGUACUGGUUGUAAUUGUCGUAUUUUUCAAGUUGCUGAAACAUUAUCUAAUGAAAUUCUUACAAAAAUGCAUGCUCCACCUAAAAAUAAUACUAUACCAAUAAUAACAGCAGAUCAGUUAUCUGAAGCUGAUGGAUUUUUAUUCGGUAUGCCCACUCGUUUUGGUACACUACCAACUCAAAUAAAAACUUUAUUUGAUGCUUGUGGAGCACAUUGGCUUUCCGAUGCAUUGUUUGGCAAACCAGCUGGAGUUUUUUUUUCAACAUCAACACUUGGUGGUGGUCAAGAAACAACUGCACUUUCAUGUGUACCAUUUUUUACACAUUUAGGAAUGUUGUUUGUUCCACUUGGUUAUAAAAAUAAAUCAUUAAUGAAUCUUGAUGAAAUUCAUGGUGGAUCACCUUAUGGUGCUGGAACAUUAGCUGGAACAAAAGGAGAACGACAACCAUCUCAACUUGAACUUCAACUUGCACAAACACAAGGAAAUGAAUUUGGCAAACUUGUUCUAAAAUUAACUUCAGUAUCGGCUUUUAUAUAA